Vicia villosa (hairy vetch) is the source of this 1365-nucleotide messenger RNA. Its product is annotated as F-box/FBD/LRR-repeat protein At1g13570-like. The transcript has 5 exons. Gene Ontology annotation, molecular function: protein binding. The record is from RefSeq and is a predicted model, not a curated record. NCBI's taxonomy places the organism in Eukaryota, Viridiplantae, Streptophyta, Magnoliopsida, Fabales, Fabaceae. The coding region runs from base 1 to 1365 and encodes 454 amino acids.
AUGACGGCAAAUUCACAUUCAGAGGAAUAUACUCAAUCGGUAGAGCUUCAUAUGGCAACAAAACCAUCAAAGUCUGCUCGCCCAACCGUGAUUGAUGCGGAGCUGGAGGAUAGAAUUAGUUGGUUACCAGGUCAUAUAAUAGACCAGAUUCUGUCACACUUGCCCAUUAGGCAUGCUGUGACUACAAGUGCUUUAUCAAAAAUAUGGAGGUACAAAUGGACCACAAUACCAAAUCUUGUGUUUGAUAGAAAAUGUGUCUCUGCACCUUCCCGCCCUUCAGAUAUUGUUGCGAGUGAACUUUUGACAAUUAUUGAUCAAGUAUUUUCACUUCAUUCCGGGCCAAUCAACAAGUUUGCGCUCUUCUUUCGGGAUGUCAUGAGUGACACUAACUUUGAUAGGUGGAUACUUUAUUUAACAAGAAAGUCUAUCAAAGAACUUGAGCUGGUGGUAUGGAAUGAGCAGCCCUAUAAGUUACCUUGCUACUUAUUUUCUUGUCAAAGUUUACAUCUUUUAGAAUUAUAUCAUUGUUGGAUUAAUCCUCCAUCUGCAUUUAGAGGCUUUAGGAACUUGAAAAUUCUUAAACUGGCUGGCGUUACAAUAACUCAAGAUGCCUUUGAAAAUUUGAUAUCCGGAUGUCCUUUGCUUGAAGAUUUGAAAUUAGCAUUUUUUGAUGGUUUCACCCAAGCUAUUAUUCACGCACCAAAUCUCAAGAUUUUUUACUUAAAUGGUGGCAAAUUAGAGAGUGUUAUCUUUGAAAACACUUUCCAACUAACUAAGGUAACUAUUGUUUUAGACAUGUAUAUGAAUAUUGAAAGCAAUCAAAGUAGAUCGGACGAAUGCUCUAGCAAAUUGCUCAACUUUUUCAGUCAUCUACCUCACUUACAAAGCCUGGAGAUCUAUAGCUGUUUUAUAAAGUAUUUGGCUGAUGGUGUUGUGCCUGUAAAGCUUCCUAAAUCUUGUAUCAAUCUAAGUUAUCUUAGUUUAUGUAUAGACUUCAACAACUUGAAGGAAAUUUCGGCUGUUCUUUGCUUGCUCAGAAGUUCACCUAAUCUUCAAGAAAUAGAAUUAUAUGAGAUGAUGGAGGAGGAGGGGUCUGCCCUUUUAGCACAGGUCUCCUAUUGUUGGGAAGAUAUCUUUAUUGGACCAACCAUACCCCUCGGAGCACGACGUGUGAGUAUUGUAGACAUCUCUGGUACCAAAUCCGAAUUAGAUUUAAUCAAAUUUCUACUUCUAUAUUCUCCUUUGCUAGAGCAGAUGUAUGUGAGCCCUAGUAUACAUGUCAAACCAGAGUUGGGGACCGAACUAAAUCGGUUCAAGAGAGCGUCAAGACAAGUUGAAGUUAUUUACGAUGGGGAAACAAAGUAG